This is a messenger RNA of Perkinsus marinus ATCC 50983, 318 nucleotides long. RefSeq lists its product as hypothetical. Lineage: Eukaryota; Perkinsozoa; Perkinsida; Perkinsidae. The coding region runs from base 1 to 318 and encodes 105 amino acids. The record is from RefSeq and is a predicted model, not a curated record. The transcript has a single exon.
AUGCGUGUCCCCUCUCUCAAGGUUCAUGGAUCUACGAAUACUGCAGGAGUAAUGGGAGUAAUGCAGGACAAUAUGACGUUGACUAAAGAAAUCAACAAUCUACGGAGAGACGUGUCACUCUUGAAGGACGAGCGAGCUGCAGAGGAGCGACUGAGUUUGUCUGAAAUCUCAGAGAUGCCUGGAUCGACAAUUGAGCACAAAUCUACUGAGAAGAGCCAGGAGGCUGACGUGGAGCGCAAGGCCCACAAUAUAUUGUCUGAUAUCGAACCCUUUUAUGGCAUCAUUACUGUAGCUUCACAUUUCGAUGAUGAGUCAUAG